CAAUGAGGGCCGAUCCAUCGAUGCCAGCUUCUCGAGGACCGCAGGUCAGAACCAUCAGUAUGACGCACUAUCUCUAGACACUACCUUCUAUCAUUCCUACUUAACCAUCAAUGACAAAAGCGAAAUGACGUAUCCUACAUCGCCCCCCUUUUCUCUGGAUAGUCUUGACAGCACGCGUCCUCCUUGGAUCUACCAGCAUCCUGAACCACGCCAUCGUCCCCCUACAUACCCUUUUCCUGCAACGCUUUCCCCUCCUACCGACUACUCCUCGUUUCCCGGAUCUUAUUCCCUUACUGCCCAAGAAGAGCCGGUCGGCGCAUGCCACUCGUUUCAUUUGAACGCUCAAGAAUGCGAGCAGCUUGGCAUCUUUCAUGGGACUGCCGGAUUAUCUCGGCCAUCACAUUACAUCAAGGGGCCCACCCAACUACCGCCUCGCCCUUAUUCAGCAGAUCCCCCGCGUACUGGAGUUCUGGGGAAACGAUUGAGGAGAAGGUCCUCGGAUUCUGACCUUGCAGAUCGGGACACCACGAUAACUGCAUUGCCUCAUGCAUGCGAUUCCCGCUCAGAAUCUAGGAUUAAACGUACAAUCGCAGCACCUCAUGGUGCCCAGCCACCUGUGCAUCUCCGUGCACAGCACGUCAAGGUCACUGCCCCCGUGGAGCCAUCUCGUCAUCAACAAUCAGUCCCACAAAAGGUAGAUUGCGAUGACUGCCUAGUUGACGAGUCGGCCGUGCGCAUUGGCGGACGACUUCUACUGCACGUUUACGAAUGCCAAUGGGACAAAAAUCACUCCCCCUGUGGUAUGCAUAUCGAAGGCGAUCAGGCCAGCGUCACAGAUCAUCUCGCUAGGUUUCAUGGUUUCACGGGUGGUGAAGGGGAUACCGCUUGUCUUUGGGAUGACUGUACCUCAAAAAAGCGCGCUGCUAUGAAAGGUACAAGCAUCGCUCGUCACCUCGUCACUCAUAUCGGCUACAAAAUAAAAUGUACCUCCUGCAAUGUCGACUAUGCACGGGAAGAUGCAUGCAGGAGAAGCCACGCGAACGCAAGAUCAGAAUGCCAGAGGAUGCAGAUAGCCCCUGUCCAUGGCACCGGUGUUAUUGCGCUGAAGGUUCAAACCUGCGAGCCCGCCGCUAAGAAAAGACAUGUCGCGGACGUAUAGAUCCAAAAUUCUAUCUAUCGUAACCUUCUUACCUAAUUACUUCAUAAUAUGCUGACUUUUUUCCUUUCUCUCUUUAAUUUCCGCGUAGAUACCAGGGCUCGUAUACCCCAUCAUAGAGCCAAUCGCAUAGUUUAUUGCUAUCUAUUGAUACACAUACCUCUGUAUUUUAUUCAUAUCCGGAUCCAUAUUCUAGCUCGAUUCUCAAGUCCUAGUUGUAUUCAUCUCGCUCCCAUUUACUAUUAGAAUAUUGUAGUGUUAUGCUUAUGUAGACAGUCGUCACCUAUCCUUAUCAAAGUUGUAGCGCGUCUUGCUCAGGCCAUACUUACCAUAUCAUAUAUCUGACAGAUCGGAAUGACGCGCCACUC
Molecule: messenger RNA, 1524 nt
Organism: Suillus subaureus
Lineage: Eukaryota; Fungi; Basidiomycota; Agaricomycetes; Boletales; Suillaceae
Exons: 1
Coding region: 125-1159 (344 amino acids)
Source: RefSeq, a predicted model, not a curated record